UGUCUCUCAAUCUCAUGAUGAGUCUCUCAAUAUUUUACUCAUUUCAGAAGUUCAGUCAUACUGAGCAUCGUCCAGAACCACUCACUUUCAUAAUUUGUUUACGCAAUUUUUACUUUUGUUUACAAACAAUUCCACCUUCUACGGCAGGACCAUGCGCUAAUAAUCAAAUCACAAAAUAACUGAUAACACCGGGACCUGCGCACUGGGGCCCAAACUGCUGUCAAACACUUUAUUAAAUAAACGAGUGAUACGCCAUAUGUGCUUUCUCUGCUAAGUGAAAAUAAUCGAUUUUAACAGCCGCGAACCUUUCCAUACAAAAUAAUAGAAAUAUAUUCCAAAAUCAAAACUUGAAUACUUAUUUCUAUUCGAAAAUAAGUAAAGAACAUACUUUUGCUGCAGAACAUAAAAAAGUUUUCAUCUCCGACCGUUAAGUGAUAAAUUGAAAAAUGUAGUGACAGGUUACUUGUAUUGUAGUUCAUGGCCGUUCAACAAUAGUUGUGAUGUGAAAGUGAAAAUGAAACUCCUCACGUUAGAUAGCAGUAGAAAAGCGCACUAAACUCCAGUUUCCUUCAGCCAGAAACAAGACAAGCACAUCCAACACAGAUAAAAUUGUCGACAACAACAACAAUAACUCCUUAUCCAUUACAAUCGUCCUUCCUCAUAACCAAAAAUACCUUAGAAUACUAUCACUUCCGCUCUAGAUAGAAAUCGCUAUACAAAAAGCACCAUCGUCACUUUGUAAGUGCUGUCACAAUGUCCAAACCACCCACAGACACUACGGGUCUGGGCUACUCAUACCACUUGCCCUCGGGUGGUUUACUUUUACGACUCAAGAAUUCCCUCUCACAAUUUAGCGAUCUAUUCAGUGAGUUCAAUAGAUAUAUUGCACCGGCCUACCAUCAUGACCGAUGUGAACGUUCGGUGCAUAUGCGUCUUUAUUCGAUGCAAAAACGCGAAUUCGUCAUGGUCUUUCUGGGUUUUCUCAUUUGUUUCGGUUUGGCCAUUGUAAUUGGCCUCACCGGACCACCCAUUACCAGUACAUCGGAGAUCACCGCUAAAAGUAUACUGGCGAACACAUCGUUGGCUAAUAGUAAGACUGUGUUGGCAACAGGGCCGUUUGCGAUGAAAUCACCACUAAUGACCACGUACUCCCAGCAACUGUGGCUGAUUGCCAAAUUGGUGACCGACAACAAUGAUGACGAAAAAUACGAUAAGAGUUUCCAAGUUAGCGUUGCCAUAGAUGGUAUUACAGAACAACACAAACCUUUGAGCAUACUCCGUGCCGAUUCGGUACGCAAUCGUACUCGACACUUGUCCUGUGUGCGGAACGAUUGUAAAGAGUUUACAAUACUGCAUUUGGGUUUUCUUGAAUAUGCACAUUAUAUAAUCACUGUGCGCUUCUAUGGAUUGGAGACCUUCCACCAGAAGUAUAAUAUACGCAGCAUAACAUUUUAUUUCAAAACUUAUAGUCCCGAGUUUACACAAAUCGAGAUAUGGUUCCGCUUUAUAUUUCUAUUAUUUACCUUCAUUGUAAUUUGCUGGUAUGCUCACACACUCCGCAAAUAUCCCAUCUACGAUUGGUCUAUCGAACAGAAAUGGAUGUCCAUACUCCUGCCGCUUCUCUUGUUGUAUGACAAUCCCUUCUUUCCAUCAAUUUUCCUAAUGAACUCGUGGUUCCCCGGCAUGUUGGAUGCAAUCCUCCAAGCAACAUUCCUGUGUUCGCUUCUCAUGUUCUGGCUUUGUAUAUAUCAUGGCUUGCGGCAGAAUGAAAGGCGUUUCAUACGAUUCUACUUACCAAAAAUCAUUGUUAUACUACCAAUUUGGCUGUGCGCCAUAGUAUUGGCCACUUGGGAAAAAUGCAACGAGCUACGCGAUCCCACCUAUAGCCACUUUGUGGACACAAGAAAUUAUAAUGGCUUCAAGUUGUUCUUCUUCAUAGCUGGCUGUAUGUAUAUACUGUAUUUGGCCUUAUUAGUAUUACGCGCCUAUACUGAGCUCAGGUCGAUGCCUUAUUUUGAUAUGCGUCUGAAAUUCUUAACGCUUUUGAUGUUAUUUGUUAUCUCCAUUACCAUAAUGGUAACAACAUGUCGCUUUGGCUUCGGUAUAUUGGAGGAUAAUUUUGUGGCCACACUUAAUACCACCUAUCAUAGUUCGGCGCAGUUCAUGUGCUUUUACGGGCUGUUGAAUUUUUAUCUAUACACUAUGGCUUAUGUGUAUUCCCCUAAUGGUCGCUUUUCACAAGAAAUCUCUGUAACUAAGGAUAAUCCGGCAUUUUCGAUGAUUAAUGAUUCGGAUGAGGAGGUUGUAUACGGCUCGGAGGAUGAGUCACGACGUCCUCUCACUGUGGGCAACAAAAAUGAUUAUGACAGUGAUUAA
Molecule: messenger RNA, 2376 nt
Organism: Bactrocera latifrons
Lineage: Eukaryota; Metazoa; Arthropoda; Insecta; Diptera; Tephritidae
Product: transmembrane protein 181
Exons: 9
Coding region: 754-2376 (540 amino acids)
Molecular function (GO): toxic substance binding
Source: RefSeq, a predicted model, not a curated record